GCGCUCCCAGCAUCUGAGCUCCUGCUUCUUUCCCUCCUGGAUGUGUGACUUGCCCUGCAAUUUCUUUCUAUUACAGCUCUGAACCUGGAUAAUUUUUUUCUUUAUUAUUAUUGCUCCUUUUCCCUUGCACAUGUAGCUGUGCCUGGCAGCUCUCUCAGCUCCCAACUUCAUGCUGUGCGCUAGAAUAGAGAGCUAUUUCCAAAGACUAGAAUCACCCAGCCCUCCUCCUGCUUCCAUUCAAAGAGACACAGAAGCCAAGGGAGGGGAACGGGCUGUGAUGCCUAUUACCUAUGAAGAAAUCAGCUGGUGCCUUUCUCUGUCUGGUCUUCCUCCCUCUUCAGUUCCAGGACUUUGAGCAGCUACAGCCAGUAGCUGCAGGGAGAUGCAGCUGACUAAAGAUGCGAUGAAUCCCGUAACCAGCUCCAAGGCUACCUGACAGAGGUCAAUGGCUGCUUAGCAAGGGGCUGCAUGAUUAUGCAGAUAGAUCAACAUGCCUCUAGCAGACUGGUUUCUCCGCCACUCAGUUACUAUGUGGGUGCUCCUCCAGAGCUUUGUUCUGAUCGCUUUUUGCUUCCAUUCAGCUACCACUUUCCCAAAGGGUUGCUACCAUGCAGAAGAAAAUGGCUACAAAACCAUCCGCUGUAGCAAUGCUCAGCUUGUGGAGAUCCCUAAAAACAUCCCCAAUGACACCAGAAAGCUCUUCCUGGACUUCAAUCACAUCACUUUCCUCCCCCAUGAUGCCUUUCGGAACUUGCCAUUAUUGCUGGAAUUGGAUCUGUCCCACAAUGCCAUUACCAGGAUGGAGAUUGGGGCUUUCAGGGGCCUGUUGGAGAACUUGCAUUCCUUGGACUUGUCCUCAAACAAGCUGGUGUCAGUCAACAAGGACGUCUUUAGCAACCUGAAGGCCAAGGUCAAUCUCUCCAGCAACCCUUGGCUGUGUGACUGUAAGCUCCAGGAACUGAUUGGGAAAGUAGACCUGAUGGCUGGCUCCUCAGGGGGCAUUGUAUGUGAUUCCUCUGCCCAGGAGGAGCAUGUUGGCAAACCAUUCCUGCAGCUGAUCACAGAUAUGGACUUCUGCAGUGUUUACAAAAGGACCACAGACAUAGCCAUGCUGGUCACCAUGUUCGGCUGGUUCGCCAUGGUGAUCUCAUACUUGGUGUACUAUGUCCGGCAGAACCAGGAAGAUGCCCGGCGUCACCUCGAGUACUUAAAGUCCUUGCCUAGCAAGCAGAGGAAGUCAGAAGAGUCUUCCACCAUCAGCACAGUGGUGUGAUUGACUAAACUUUCCCUCUCUGCCACAUCCCACCAAACUGAGGUACCCAGAUGAAUCCAUGGACAGACUGCCACUGCAUUUAAUGGGCUUUCUCUCAGCUCCAGGGACAUGCAAUGUUAUUAAACAUAAUCAACAACAAUAACAAUAAUAAUAAUAAUAAUAAUAAUAUUUUUUUUUAUCUCUGGAAAAUAACAGAUGGCUUCAGGAGACCCAGCCUAGCCCACCCAUGCUUGCUCAAAACAAAAUGGGAGCAAAAGUGGCUUGUUUUUUUUCCAAGAUUUUGCAGGACAAGAGCCAAGAUGGCUCCAAUACUGAACAACUAGCAAGUAACGAGUGGAUGCAGGAGGGAUUUGGGCAUCUGUUUAUUGUGCUGAUUUACAAAGGGAAAACAAAAGAAACAUGGAGUGUUCUCCUCAAACAUUCAGUAAUUACUCGAACUAGUCCCCUUUCAGCUGUUAAACUUCAUUUAAAAAGUGUUUUAUUUACUUUACAGAAAUCUAUCAGGGCAUUUUUAGAAAAUCAAUGUUUCAGCUACUCUCUGGCUUCUUCCUUUGCUGUCGGCAAGGGAUGUUUCCAGCAACCCUGGGAAAACCCUGUGAUAUUGCAGAAUACUUGAAAAUUGGAGAAUAGUAUUUUAGCUGAACUGUACACUUCUCUUGGCUUUGAGGAAUGCUGUGCAUCAGGUUUAAGGCAGAUCUCAAGUGCAGGAGAGUGGUAUGGGCUAAUCUCCAUCAGGAUCAUGAAUUCAAACUGUACUUAAAACAUUGUUUCCUUCUUCCUUCUAAGGGCCAGUAAAUUCAACAGGAGCAGAGUUUGUUCAGCUUCUCCAAAGCUUUGGCCUUACGAGAGAUGCAAAGAAGAAAGGGAUUCUGUUCUUAGAGAUGGCUGAAUCUGUUAGGAUAAAAUAAAAACCUUUCCCUGCCCCUAAAAUGCUCCCCCUCCCCUUCACCCCAGCCUUUCUUGUAGAAGCAAAUCAGAAAUGAACUCGUCAGUGUUCUGGAAUGUUUAUUAUACUUUCACGGACUGGAACUAGAUAAUGUCAAAAUGCCAUGUGAAAAGCCAUUCUCACAGCUAGCUUAGCCAUAGCAGCCACACUGAAAAUUACCCAAGGGAACUUGCCCUUAUGAGAUUUUUCCCCUGUCUACAGGCCAGAAGAGUCCCAUUUUGAGGCUUGGAUGCAGUCAUGGGCAGGAGAUGCACACAGCAGGUACAGGUAUUUGAAUGAACCCUGUCCUGGUGUGUGAUUUGGCAUGUGCAGUGAGACAGGGAAUGCCUGAUGGUAUAUGAGCAUCUCUUUUUUUAAUGUAUGGGUGCCAGACCUGAAAAAUGUAUAGAUUGAGCCUGAAAUCUUACCCACCCCACCACCUGCCCUCCAUCCCAAUUGUAAUGUUGUGCAGUGAUUAAAACUGUAGGGUUUGGGGAAGGGCUUUCUGUGGUUCAACCCUUUACAAGUCAGCCUGCCUCAUAGCAAGCCAUUCUCCCGGCUCCUUACACAUAAUCUGUGGCUUUUACUUCCCCAGUGGCUAUUGGUCAUGGCUGAAAGACCUUGCAUUGAACUGGGGGUAUUCCUCACCAUCCUGCACUUAAUGGCCACCAGAAGAAAGGACUUUGGUCAUCGUGUUUACCUUAGGACUCACAAGUUUGUCGACCUAUCACUGUGACAACAAGUUGGGAGAAGGACAGAUGCAGUGUGUUAAAAUAGGAAGCCAUGUUAAGUUCUCUCUCUGUCCCCCUGCUGGCAAGUGGUCUCAAGCUCUCCUAACUCAAGAAAAAACCCAACAGCUCUUCUCAGCAUUUUCAGUAUUGGGCUAUAACAUUCUCUCCUUUUGUGUUGAGAAACAAUGCUAUAACUUUUUGUGAUUAAAGAGGGUCCUGAACCGUGAUGUUUUAGAGCUCAAUUGGCUUGUCUCCCAGGCUUAGGUUAUGUGUAUGUGCACAUUUGGAUCAGAAGUUUUGAUUUGGCCUUUGAUGGGAGGAGGAGAGGGGAGGGUGUCAGCUGCUAAGUUUGAAUCCAGAUUCAGCUGGUCUUUAAAGAAAAGAAGGUCACGCAGAACAAAAAUCUUAAAAGUAACAGCUGGACCUAUUGCCGGUCCAAGGGGAAAAAGCCAUACAGCUGUUUUGCAUGGUUCAUACAUAUUACACAAACAAGAUAACUUGCCAUAAUGCAACGAAGGCAUGGAAUACAGCUCCUUGAAGUAAGGCUUUGCCCUGAUUUCAGUAGACUUUGAAUCUAGCCCCAAAUCUCCCCCCCUUGCUUAUGUAGUUCUGAAAGCAACCUGACAAUAUAUUAGACCCUUUUAUUGCUAUUAUUAUUACUAUUACAGACAGGCUUUCUGCUGCAAAAUCUGGAUUCAGAUCCUAAUGAAUUAAUUUUUGCAACACUUGGGAUGUUUAGCUAUGGGGCCUCGGUUCAGAUCCUUCUUUAUUUUUUCAAUCACCUGUUGAGAUCAAAUUAUCCAGAAUUGUCAGCAACAAUCUUUGAAUAUUGGGAGAGCAUGAGACGGCAAAUCUUCAAAUGAUGUGGAAGAGAUUUAGAGGCAGGAAGCAGCAGAAGGUCACUUGGUGCUCCUGAGCAGAACUGAUAUCCCACGCACAAAUGGCCUCCAAGCUCAGAUACAGUCAGAGCUGCUCAGAUAUAUUUAGAAGUGCCUACUUUCCAAACCUUUCCAGGUUUCCUGCACCACGCACAAACAUCUUUUGAUACUGUCUGAAGGCACCUGUGUGCUUCCCCUGGGCUGCGCAUUGACGGCAAAGACCAUUGAACAAAUGAUUCCUUUUUAGAUCGAUGCUUUGUCCUGCAUGGAAGUGUGAACGUGGCUGAUUAAAUGAAAUAGAUUGUUCAUGUGACAAAUGAGAACCAAACAUGAAUGAACUGCAUAUUCUACCCCUUCCCCUCACCACAUCCACAUGCACACGCACACGCACUCCACAUUCCCCUCUAUGCUCUGUUACCAAAUCCCAGACGAAUUCUCAUCUGCUGGGUUGCCUGGUUUAAAACACUGAGGUCAGGGCAUCCUCACCAAGUGGGAGAAUGUCUUGAUAACAUCUGACUAAAUGAUGUGUUGUGUUUAAAUCGGCCUUUUACAUUCUUAC
This is a messenger RNA of Alligator sinensis (Chinese alligator), 4366 nucleotides long. RefSeq names its product leucine rich repeat containing 3C (gene LRRC3C). Bases 491 to 1273 code for a protein of 260 amino acids. Lineage: Eukaryota; Metazoa; Chordata; Crocodylia; Alligatoridae. The transcript has 2 exons. The record is from RefSeq and is a predicted model, not a curated record. Gene Ontology annotation, molecular function: protein binding.